This is a messenger RNA of Vicia villosa (hairy vetch), 1963 nucleotides long. RefSeq names its product probable arabinosyltransferase ARAD1. Gene Ontology annotation, molecular function: glycosyltransferase activity. The record is from RefSeq and is a predicted model, not a curated record. Bases 306 to 1832 code for a protein of 508 amino acids. The transcript is spliced from 2 exons. NCBI's taxonomy places the organism in Eukaryota, Viridiplantae, Streptophyta, Magnoliopsida, Fabales, Fabaceae.
UGAAUAUUGGAGUUAAAACCAUAUAGACCUCAGAACGCUUCCACGGUUAGACCCUAUUCUCACGCUUUCUUCUUCCUCCUCCUUUCCAACUCUUCCCACACUGUCACACACACAACAAAACAUUCACACAAACCAUCAUUUCCAUUUUCUUUUUCAAUUCUUUCUCUCUAACUCCCCCUUUUCCAACCAUGGCCCCACACCCUCACGCUAUGCCUGAACAUCCCAAACACUCAUAAACAAAUGUGGGUCCAAUUAAGAAACUAACACAAACAAUUCUGAUCUCUCACUUUUGUGAUGCAAUUACAAUGGCAGAGAGAAACGCUUCUGCCAUUAAGGUCGUUUCAAGAAAAUCCUUAUGCUUUUUCUUCACAACAACAACCAUGCUAUUCAUCAUGUCAUGGCUCUUCGUUCUCCGUUCAACUCGCUCCGAUUCUACCUCCGAAACCAUUUCUCACCUUCUCUCCACCACCUUCAUGGAUUCCGUUUCCGAUUCAUCUCAAUCGCGAAACUCCGAAUCUUCCUUCAGCAACAGAGCCAUUCUCGUUAACACCAACAAACAAACACAAACACCUCAAAGUGUAAAAUGCAGCCACCACACCACCACCGUAUCAAAUAACAAUAGUAACUAUAUAUUAAAGAUUUUCAUGUACGAUUUACCUCCGGAGUUUCAUUUCGGAUUAUUAGAUUGGAAAGGCGAUGAAGACGGUAAAAUCAAAAAAGUUUUUCCUGACAUGAAAACCAAGAUACCACAUUACCCUGGUGGUUUGAACUUACAACACAGUAUUGAAUAUUGGCUAACACUAGAUAUUCUCGCUUCGGAAUUACCGCAAAUUUACCCUAACAAUGCUAGAACGGUAAUCAGAGUUAGGAACUCGAGUGAUGCUGAUGUGAUAUUUGUGCCGUUUUUCUCUUCUUUCAGUUAUAACAGACUUUCCAAAAUAGGACCACAUGAAAAGAAGAGUAGAAACAGGGUGUUACAAGAGAAUUUGGUUAGGUAUUUGAUGAGUCAAGAGGAGUGGAAAAGGUCUGGUGGGAGGGAUCAUUUGAUUCUGGCUCAUCAUCCGAAUAGUAUGUUGGAUGCUAGAAUGAAGCUGUGGCCUGCGACUUUUAUAUUGUCUGAUUUUGGAAGGUAUCCUCCGAAUAUAGCGAAUGUCGAGAAAGAUGUGAUCGCGCCUUAUAAGCAUGUUGUUGGUUCUUAUGUUGAUGAUCAAUCUAGUUUUGAUAGCAGGAAAACUUUGCUUUACUUCCAAGGAGCUAUUUACAGAAAAGAUGGAGGCCAUGCUAGGCAAGAACUGUUUUAUAUGCUGAAAGACGAAAAAGAUGUACAUUUUUCAUUUGGGAGUGUACAAAAAGGUGGAGUAAGGAAAGCAACAGAAGGCAUGCGUUCUUCAAAAUUCUGCCUCAACAUAGCGGGCGACACACCAUCAUCGAAUCGCUUAUUCGAUGCCAUUGCAAGUCACUGUGUCCCUGUCAUAAUCAGUGACCAAAUUGAGCUUCCGUACGAGGACGUCCUCGACUACUCAGAGUUUUGCGUAUUUGUUCGCACAAGAGACGCCCUCAAAAAGAGGUUUCUGAUAAACUUCAUUAGGAGUAUCGACAAAGAUGAAUGGACAAGAAUGUGGAACAGGUUGAAAGAGGUUGAGAAAUUCUUUGAUUUUCAGUUCCCUUCUAAGGAAAGUGAUGCUGUUCAAAUGAUUUGGCAAGCUGUUUCGCGUAAGGUUCCUUUCAUGAAGUUGAAAACAAACAGGUCUAGGAGAUUUUUUAGGUCCCUUUAUGGUAAUAAUAAAGAUAUGGGGCGUAAAUCUAUACCAGCACCAGCUAAUUUUUGGUGAUAUGAUACAUGAGAUUUUGUUUUUAGAAUGCAAGAAUAUUUUUAUAUAGUACAAUAUAGUUGUGAUUUUCAUAGUGACAUUGACAUUGUAGUGUUUAUACUUGAGGACUCAUAAUAUACAAUGAAAACUUC